This is a messenger RNA of Callorhinchus milii (elephant shark), 2956 nucleotides long. It is a transcript of the gene fundc2, whose product is annotated as fun14 domain containing 2. The transcript is spliced from 5 exons. Bases 58 to 510 code for a protein of 150 amino acids. Lineage: Eukaryota; Metazoa; Chordata; Chondrichthyes; Chimaeriformes; Callorhinchidae. Gene Ontology annotation, cellular component: mitochondrial outer membrane. The record is from RefSeq and is a predicted model, not a curated record. Gene Ontology annotation, biological process: autophagy of mitochondrion.
GUGAGGUCAUUUCCGGUGUGCGGGAGGAGUGUUUCCGGGUGAGAGGGCGGAGCGGGGAUGGCGCAGGAGAAAGCAGGACAGGGUGAGGAUAUUUUUGAAGUGCUGGACGUUGCUGAAUAUGCCAAACGGCAGAGAUGGUGGAACCGGUUCUUCGGACGAAACUCUGGUCCAAUUGCCGAGAAGCAUACGGUGGCGACACAGCUGAUCAUCGGAGGAGCCAGCGGCUGGUGUGCAGGCUUCCUGUUUAAGAAGGUGGGAAAGCUGGCUGCGACAGCGGUGGGCGGAGGCUUCUUCAUGCUACAGGUGGCCAAUCACACGGGGUACAUCACUGUUGACUGGAAGCGAGUGGAGAGAGACGUAAACAAGGCGAAGAAACAGUUGAAGAUUGGCAAGAAUAAGAUACCCUCGGAAGUACAUGGCGUCCUGGAAGAGGUCACUGUCUUUGUGAAGAAGAAUAUUGUUCUCACUGGCGGCUUUGUUGGUGGUUUCUUACUUGGACUCGCGUCAUGAGGAUUAUUUGAAGAACUAUAUGUUUUUAUUAGUUUCUCUGCUGCUCCCCAACCCUCUCCCCAAAGCUAAUGAUUGUACAGUAUGAGCUUGUAGGGUAUGUGGGUGCCACACACAGUGUUUAGUUACUGGCUUCAAUAUUGCAUUCUAGUCUAGAAGGUUAACAUUAUUGAAUUAAGUCAUGGUCUUCACUUUACAUCAGAAUGGACAAAGGGAAUCAAAAAGGGAGGCAAUAGGAUUGCUUGUCCCGUGAAAGACCUGUUGGUGAUUUUUAAAGGUACAACAAACUAUAGACCCUUUUUGGACAAAAGUUGCAAUGGUGUGACUCUAGGCUUGGAUUGCAAGGUUGUGAUUCUUCACCACCCCCUACCUCGACCAGCUCAAACUAUCACUGUCUGCUACAAGUGUUAAUCUGACAUCAGUUUAGAUGCUGGAUCCUUCUCUUACAUGCCUCUCUAAAUAGGACUCCAAACCAUCUUCGCUGGGCCCGUAUCCAUCCAGUGAAGAAGCAUCAGUGUUAGUGGAGGGUGAGAGCUUUUGAAGCCUGCUUAGAAACGAUCCAUCAUAAUACUAUGACUUGUCACUAUGGUGCCACUUUACUUCCUCUCCCCGUCAGGCACUUUUAAAACCCAGCCAAGAUGGUGUCACGGUCCUAUUGCGUGGUUAUCCCGUGAGAAUUGAGAGGACUGCAGUUGUCAUUUUAAUAGGAAUUUUACCAAUAUUCCCCAGAUCCUCAUGGAAAUCUUGAACGGUCUCUGCCAAAAAAAAUAGCUUCAAAACAGUGGUUGUCUUGGUGCGCACAUUUUGGGAUUGCUUGACCAUAGGUCACAUCAUCUGUGUUUGCAUGCUUAUCGGGCUGUGUGCUGCACGGUGCUAAGCACAACACCCUGUAAUUACUAUGUGUUAAGAAGUACGCGAAGACUGAACUGAACGCUCCCCAGAAAAAAUGUUCUGCAAACACUUGACAGCUGAUGGCACAGCUGAUUUAGAAUAGCGCUGUUUAGCAUUUUAAAAGAUGGUAUGUCUGAUGGCAUUUAGAUGCAGAAACACAAUCUCUAUAGAGUUCAGAUGACUUUUUAUAUAUGAAUGCUUUUUUUUUGUCUUGUGAUUUGCAAUAGAAACUGCAGACCGUUCUAGCUUUGAAGUCGCUCCCUGCUACUUAUUCACUGCUUGUCACUGCUUACUGCACUCUGGCACGUGCUUUCAGAUUAUUGUAGCUCCCCUUGGGUUGAGACCUGCCUGGAUGGCUUUGUAUGUUUAAUCAGUAGCUAAGACAAGGAGAUCAUCAAGUUCCCAAGUUUGUUCCCUAAUCUACCCUAUACUUUAUAUUAAAUCAUCUCAAGUGGAGUAGUCCCAGGUAUGCUGUAAUAGGCCCCAGCUCCCUUUUCUCCCAGGUUCUUUUGCUUUCCUACUCCCUUUUGCACGUGUAGACACUGGGUAAAGUAUAGUCUUGCUGACCUUGUUGUCCCACUUGAGGUUUCUAUUUCUAGCAACAAAAAUAGAUAUAAUUUCUUGACAGCAUAUAUGUUUGCUGUGCUGUAUGGUGUCAGUCUUGUUAGAGCUGUUAUCCUUAGAUGUCCCAUCUGCUUGGAUGUUCUAGAUCCAAUGACACUAAUGGAAAAACAAAGGGAAUUCCUCUGCCAACGAAGGGUUUCCCUGCCAACAGUCCUUCAGAUUAACUGGGUUGUUCACCUAUAGCUGCUUGUGAGGUUUUGCUGUGUGCUGUAUAAGCGUUCAGAAAAAGUCACUGCACUUGACUAAUUACUGUUGUGACAUUUUGACGUAAAGUGCUGUUCAAAAUGCAUGUUCUUUCUAGAAUGGUAUCACAGUCCUAUUGUGUGGUGAUUUUCAUCUUAAACCUUUGUGGUGCAGACCCUGUGCUCUUUACCUCAAGUUCCUGACUUGAUUGGCAGAGACUGCAGGUUCAAGACAGUGCUUCCUUGUCUCAACUCAACCCGGUCACUCCUUCACAGGAACACGUGCAACUUCUUUUUCUGCUACUGAUGCAGCUUCGGUUUGCUGGUAGUUAAACGUAAAUCAACGGCUUUUUCCAGCAUUUAUUGCUAAAAUUAAGUUAUCCUGGAAAGUAGCAAUUUUUAUGAAGUAUUAAUGCUUUGAAAGGUUUUGUAAAUGUACUGUUUUGACUUUAGUCUGGUGGAUUUUGUGGAAGUGCAGAGGGUUGACGCAGCGAUGUGCUUUUGUGGAGAUGGUGAUGUGCUCUGCAGCCUGAUCCUGUGGCCAGUUUGUAAAGUUUAUUCUGUUAAGGCACGCACCCGUUUACUUCCGUUGCUCAGUACAAGACUCUUUUACUGAAUGUUUUGCCACUUUGUGCCUCUUAUUUACUCCACUUAUUUGUUCAUUGUAUCUUGUGUAAAUCGGCAGAUUGGAAGAGAGAGUGCAAUUCUGGUAACUUGGGUGUGAAAAUGCCCCAUAAAGGAAUUUUACCAAA